UGGAUCAAACGUUGUCAUUUGGUCCUUACCUGGCGAGCGGAAUGCAUUUCAGUUGCACGGAUACAAUUUACGCAUUUCGUUUCACUAGCUACUUUGACGAACAGAAAAUGAUCAUUUAAAACUGUCUGGUCGUUUUGGGCUGUAUUUGAAAGUUUUUGUCCUCGACCCCGAAUGACGGUGGGAUCACAGAGCGGCGCAGGGUAACAAAGCAGGAGGAAUAACAACACACUGAAGUGGAAAUCCGUCUGUGCCAUGUCUAAUGUCUGAUGUGUCCCAAAAGGCUCUGAGGUUGUUUGAUUUUUUUGUUAUUCUGAACUCAGACUGACAAGUGGGAUUCUGUCUGCUGGACCUACAGAAUGCAACACAUUUCCAGCCUACACAAUGUGCAGCCAAACGAGAAGUGGAGCAGUCUGAGAAGUGCUCUUGACAUUUAAUCCCCACCGCAGCGACGUCUUUUGAAGUCUUGAAACCUUCUUAGACGAAAUGAUUUUAACUUUUGUCAUUAUAUUGUUCACCAUAGAUUCAGGGUUGCCUUUGAAGGGCAACAGCAAUUCAGAGUCCCGGAACGUCCGACUGGACUGCGUAAAAGCCAGCGAGCAAUGUCUGAAGGAGUACUCCUGCAGCACCAAGUACCGGACCAUGAGGCAGUGCGUGGCGGGGCGGGAGAGCAACUUCAGCGCGGUGACCGGGGCAGAGGCGCAGGGAGAGUGCCGCAGCGCCAUAGAAGCCGUCAAGCAAAGCCCCCUCUACAGCUGCAGGUGUAGGAGAGGCAUGAAGAAGGAGAAGAACUGCCUCCGGAUAUUUUGGAGCAUUUUUCAAAGUUUACAAGGUAAUGAUUUACUGGAAUACUCUCCAUAUGAACCAGUCAAUAGCAGGCUCUCAGACAUCUUCCGCCUGGCUCCCAUCAUAGCUGCUGAGCCCGCGUCCACAAAGGAGAACAAUUGUCUCAAUGCUGCCAAAGCCUGUAACCUGAACGACACUUGUAAGAAAUAUCGCUCGGCUUACAUCAACCCCUGCACGAGCAGGGUGUCUGCUUCUGAGGUCUGCAACAAGCGCAAAUGUCACAAGGCUCUACGACAGUUCUUUGACAAGGUUCCAACCAAAUACAGCUAUGGGAUGCUGUUCUGCUCCUGUCCAGCCGGAGACCAGACAGCCUGUGCUGAGCGCAGGCGGCAAACCAUCGUUCCAGUCUGCUCCUACGAAGAUAAAGACAAACCUAACUGUCUUUCCCUUCAGAACACAUGCAAGACCAACUACAUCUGCAGGUCAAGGCUGGCAGACUUCAUCAGCAGCUGUCAGCCAGAAGUUCGUUCCAUCUCCGGCUGUCUCAGAGAGAACUAUGCUGACUGCCUGCUGUCUUACUCUGGUCUUAUUGGUACAGUGAUGACACCCAAUUAUGUGCGAUCUGUGGGCAUUAGCCUGUCACCGUGGUGUGACUGCAGCAGCGGUGGGAACAGCAAGCAAGACUGUGAUAAAUUUGCAGAGUUUUUCACCAACAAUCGAUGUCUGCGUAAUGCCAUCCAGGCAUUUGGAAAUGGUACAGAUGUUGGAGUAUGGCAACCCCAACCCCCAAUUCAGCCUACCGUAGAGCCAAGCUUUACUCGAAGGGGUAAAACGUGGACAAACAAUGCUCUGAAUACUCUUACGGAUGUGACUAAAGUCGAUAUUAAUGGAGCCACAUACGACAUUUGUGGGACCUUACAGGCCCAGAAACUGGUGACAAAUCAAACCAUGGACACUGAUCUUUGUGUGAACAAUCACCUGGAUGACUCCAGUGCUUCAAAUGCCAUUCCCAGGAGCUCACCAGCUGAACCGACCAGCUUACACCCAUCAACAAUGUUCUCCGCUCUGGCCUUCGCUUUUACAUCAACUGCUCUGCAGCUCAAAGGUUUCCACUCUUUGUAGAAACCAAGGACCAGCAUUCUGAUUUAAAGGUUGAAGUGAUUACAUUUUGUCAUUCGCUAAAAUGCAACACCUGCAUUUUUCUUUAAAUGGAAAAGAAAAACAGCACAGUAAUAGAAGUAAAAUCAUAGGCAAUAGUGGGAUAAUAUUUGCAAAAUACAUGUUGACGUUGCUGUGUGGAAAAAAAGACUUCCGCUCAUUUGCUGUCCACGCCCUGUGGGAGCAUCUUGGACCUCAAAAAAUGUGAUUUACUCUUGGAAAUACAUGUUUUGGAGAGAAAGUCCAACCUGAUGUGAUUCAGCUCUCAUUUUCUUUUUACUUUUUUCUUUUUUUUUGAUGUGUGCAAUUACUGCACAUUUGACUGAAUGGACAGCCAAUAUGCUGCACAAUGAAUCAUUCUCUGCAUAACUGCACUUGUGUCUGUCAUGUUAAUGAGCUUGAUUCGGUUGAAGCAAAAGGCAAUUGGAAAGUUAGUCUGGACCUAAAUAUGAAGACAAAAUAUUGACAACAGACUUCAUAAAUGCAUUGUUUGGGUAGUGAUGCGUAAAAUUGCUGAAAUCAUUUAAAAGUAGGAUUUGUCAGACAAUGACAGUGUAAAAGACAGUGACACAUCCACUGGUAGAAAAUCAUUUUCUCUCAGUGCUAGGUGAAGAUAAUUUUCUGUAAAUUUGGUUUGUGGUUUCACAUUACUAGUAAAACAUAAUUUUGUAAAUAUGGCACACAAGUGUCCACUCUGUUGCUGUGUGCUGCAGUUAGCUUGUAUACAGUGUCUGUAUUAUGAAAUUUGACAUUAGUACAGGUGAUUAAGGUCCUUCUGCUUGAUCCAGCCUAGCUGUGACUUUUUUUUUUCAAAUGUGAAGAGAUAUGAUUCCUGUCUCGUGUGGUUGCAGAUAAGCUUUUUAUAUUUAUGUUUGGGGAUAAAGUCAAUUCUAUCUUAAACUCAAGUUCUUCUUAAAUAUCAAAUAGUCUGUAAUAACAACAAAAAGUAUUUACAACGAUGUCAGUGCAAAAAUAAAUGCUACCAUUGAUAUUUCAACUGAGAAAACGACAAAUGAUGGUUUGACAAAUAAGCAGUGUGUAAAUACCCACAAGCAAAGCAAAUGCCAAAAGACAAACGCCAGCAGUCAUUCAUUUCUAACAGUUGCUGCUGAUAUGAAUGGAGGAAAUUAGGAUAACAACAGUUGCUUGAGAGCAGCGAUUGUCACAGACAUUCCAGGAAAUGUAAUGAUUUGCUUUUAAAACACCCUUACCAUUUAUAAGAUGUUUACUGUGCAUGUCCCAUUAACGCCUCCUUUUAAGAUCUCUUGGCAUCUAAAGAAAAGUCUGUACUGGCACUCAAUUGAAGACAAUGUGCUUUCACAGUCUGUUUUUUUCCUUAAGAUUGAUUAUUUGGCCAUUAAGAAAAAGAUAAUAAUAAUAAUUAUGCUCUAUCGUUACUACUUGCAUGAACAUUUGAAUUUACAAUGAACAAAGACAAGACUUAUAACUGACCCAUUAAUAAAUUAUCCAAAAUGUAGAUUUUUAUGUAGUGUUUUCCUGAAAAACAAAAAUGGAACCGGUUACCUAUGCUGAUUGUAACAGAUGAGAUCAGAUAGCGGAUCCAGGCCCAUCAUCUUUUUCCUCCAAUAGCCAGUUUAUCUUGUCUUUCAGUAUAUAAGGGAUUCUAGUAUGGCAGGAUUAUAAGAUGGCACCUGGCAAACAGACUGCUAUUGUCAGUCAGAUCAUAUCAGUCCUUGUGCUGAGAGACAGAAGCGGACAAGGACAGAGCCUGUUGAGGACAGGCUACUCAGUGGACAGGAGAGGUGAUGUAUAUUGUCAGGAACACAACCCACCUUUUUUGGCACGAUGAUGGAAUACAUAACCUAAAGAACGUGCCUCAGAUUUAUAAAGCAUGUCACACAACCAGAAUGGCUGAAAGGUUUGCUUUAUGUUAUAUAAAAGAUGGAAAAAAAACAAAUUGUCCGCUGAAACUGAUCUAUAAAAGUUAAAAGGAAAGACACAGCCUGCCAGCACCUCAAAAACUAACCAAAAAAAUUAAAAGUACAAAAGCCAGAGUUUGAGAGCUGCCGUUUGCCUUUUUAUUUACUGCACUAGUUUUUGAGCUGUUAUGGACAACUGCUGCUUCCAUGAUAGAGAAAGAAGGUAUGUCUCCCUGCGUUGCUUACUGGGACAGGAGUUUAAGGAAUGUUAGUCCUUCAGUAAAUGCCACAAGGGUUUUUUUUACAUUUAUUGUUCUUUGCCCAUUUGGUUUUUGGUAGGCCUACAUCUGUAAAUCUAGAGAAGAUGUGGCGAGAUGAAGAAGAGAAAAGAAAGGGAUUCAGAAGAAAUUGUGGCCCUCCAUUUCAGCAACCAGUUAAUAUGCCAGCAUUUGUGCCAAAAUCUCAUCCACAACUAAAUUCAAUUCCCUUUUAGCGUCCAAUUUCUUAAAGAGAUUAUUUGUUCUCCUUCCAAAAGAUUUGGCAGUGGUUUAUUUCAGCCAUAUGUAGUGGAGUUUUAUAAGUCUAUGUUCACAAUAAA
This is a messenger RNA of Menidia menidia (Atlantic silverside), 4419 nucleotides long. Lineage: Eukaryota; Metazoa; Chordata; Actinopteri; Atheriniformes; Atherinopsidae. The record is from the annotation of a GenBank genome assembly.